Molecule: messenger RNA, 1353 nt
Organism: Recurvomyces mirabilis
Lineage: Eukaryota; Fungi; Ascomycota; Dothideomycetes; Mycosphaerellales; Teratosphaeriaceae
Exons: 2
Coding region: 1-1353 (450 amino acids)
Source: RefSeq, a predicted model, not a curated record
AUGGACCCACCAACACAUCUCUGGCGUACCUGGUCCCCCCAAUCCCACGCCUCACUACUACAUCCCACCCAUCAACCCCCCAUUUCAUAUCAACCACCCACAACCACCACUUCAUCCACAGCCACCGAGCUCCAAAAUGUCCUCGCCGGCCGCCACAACUCACGGAACCGCUUCCUCUUCUUCUCCGACACCCUCCACUUCUCCCUCCAAUUCGCGGCCCAGAAGAAAUCGGCCGGCUGGACGAAUAUCCAGGUAACGUGUCUUAAUACCGCCACCGCUCGAGACUCAACCGCCGGAAAGGUCGUGUUCUAUCAUAUUCCCGAUCUGAUCAAAGCGACGGGUAUGCCGACCCGGACGAACAGGGAUGGCGAGAUGAUCGAUUAUGCCGGGGAGUGGGUGGCGAUCGAUACGGAUGUCUUAUCCGGAGCGGGUAGUAGUACGGCGGGCUUUGACAUGUUGCUGGAUCGGGGACUUUACUCUUUGAGCCCUGAGUUGGGCUUGCAGGCUGAGAGGAGGAGUGUGCAUCUGUAUUCUGCGCUGAAGACUUUAAGAGCUUAUUGUUUUGGGUCCGGGAGGAGCUGGCAGGUCGGAGAGAUGGAGAUGGCGAUUGCUGUGAGGUUGGCGGCUGCGUUCGAGGGUGUGGGAGGGCAGGGGAUGGUGUGGGCGGGUGGGGUGGUGCAGAUGCAUUUGGUGCCUUGGUUCUUGUCGAUGAGGAAAAGGGAUAUGUGCAGUUUGAAUCCCUUGAAGAGCAGGCUGAUAUCUGUUGAUGCUAGACCUCGACAACCUGUUGGCGGAAAUGGCACAUCGACUGCGAGUGGCUGUGGUACUCUUGCAGGAACAGUGGCAAGUCGUGGUAUGAAGAGAAAAGUCUCGGAAGCCAUCGACCUAACUGGCGACGACGACAACAUUCUCAUGCCAGCUAGUAAGCGACAAGCCCUGCGAAAAAGCAUGGCUCCAUUCAAACGCGAUGUGCCGGCACCGAGCUACAGCACCAUGUCCUUCGCAAUCCCGCAGUCGGCCAGAUCUCCUGAGAUCGAGCAAUGCGAAGCACUCAUGUCGAUCAUGGAACAUGGACAGCUACGUCUCCAGGCUACAGACCUUAGUACUGUCAUCAGCACAAGUACUUUGGCGCAAGAUCGUGCAAGUUGGCAGGCAUGGUUCAGGGAAAGUCGGGAUCGUGACCGAGGAGGUCGGCACGAGUAUGCCGGUGCUUUUGGUGGUGUGCGCAUUGGCGGGGUCGAGAAGGAAAGGCGCUAUGGUCGGAGAUUGCUGCGUGUGGAGCGAGCAGGUCGUCGGCGGAAGCUCGACGGACGAGCGAGAGAAGGAAGGCGGUUCGAGCGGCGAUGUGUUUGA